AUGGGCCAACUUGCAGCGCGGAAUUCUCUUUCACCCCAAAGGUCGAAGCUGGCACCAAAACGACCGACCAGCCAUGCUCACCUUGCUGCCAUCGUCGAGCCAAAGCUGGCGGUGGAUGGGUGGGAAGUGGAUAUCGCGGGCUGGGCGCAUAAAAAACGAGUGGACGGGAAAGCGACCACGUCAACGAGCUCUAAACGCCAUCGAGUUAAGCACAAGAAGAGACAGAGAGAGAAUGAGAAAAAAGAAAAAGAACAGUUAAUAAGAGGACGAACGAAGCAGAGGGCAGAGGAAGCAGCGCAGGAAAAAGAAAGGAGGAGAGCCCCCGGAAGUCAAAUGGGCCAAAGGGCAGCCAGCCAGCCAGCCAGCCAGCGAGAGGGAUAG
Trichophyton verrucosum HKI 0517 is the source of this 381-nucleotide messenger RNA. RefSeq lists its product as uncharacterized. The coding region runs from base 1 to 381 and encodes 126 amino acids. The transcript has a single exon. The record is from RefSeq and is a predicted model, not a curated record. NCBI's taxonomy places the organism in Eukaryota, Fungi, Ascomycota, Eurotiomycetes, Onygenales, Arthrodermataceae.